This is a messenger RNA of Nerophis lumbriciformis (worm pipefish), 1147 nucleotides long. It is a transcript of the gene rwdd4, whose product is annotated as RWD domain containing 4. Gene Ontology annotation, molecular function: protein binding. The record is from RefSeq and is a predicted model, not a curated record. Lineage: Eukaryota; Metazoa; Chordata; Actinopteri; Syngnathiformes; Syngnathidae.
GAAGAAAAAAAACUGCUUGACUACGCAUGCGCUAAUGUCAUGGUGGAGCUUCUUCUUACUUCUGGUGAAAUUUGGUUAAAGUGUUGCUUUUUAGUGACAGACAUGGCGUGUUGGUAGCUCAUUUCUCGCAAAUAUCAACCUUAGGAAGAAGACUACGUCAUAGGGAAGGAAAAGCGGAAUCAUGACAACAAACGAGGAUCAAGAGAUGGAGUUGGAAGCUCUUCGCUCUAUCUAUGAGGGCGAUGAAUGUUUUAAAGAGCUUAGUCCAGUUUCCUUUCAAUUACGAAUAGGAGACCUGGAGGACUCCAAAUCAUUCAUCCUGGAUGUAACAUGGCCAGAGACGUACCCAGAGAUUGGCCCACAAAUCUCCCUUGAUGGCUUUUUUAACAACAGACUCGCUCCAGACACGAAGCAGCUCAUCCUAUCCAAGCUGGAGGAGCAAGUGGAGGCCAAUGUGGGCACUGCAAUGAUGUACACACUGUUUGAGUGGGCCAAAGAGAACCAGGAAGCCCUGAUGGAGAACCACACACCUGUAGUCACUGCUGUGACCUUAACGUCCAACAGUGAGGUGACAUUGACCACGGCGACUGCCAAAAAGAAGGAGAAGAGGGAGCAGCUGACCAAAGCUCAGAAGAGGAGGAUCAUCGGUCGAACAGACCACAAAGGGGAAUUGCCCAGAGGUUGGAACUGGAUCGACGUUAUCAAACACGUAAGUGGAUCAACAUCUGAAUCGAAACCGGGUGAGACUGGUUCACACUUCUGUUGCAGUAAUUGUUGUUCUCCGCUGUGUUGUAGCUGAGUAAGACAGGAGGCAAAGAUGACGAUUAAGCCCUAAGAGCUGCACUCUUGCUGCUGUCCAAGAAGGUUCUAGCAAUGGCUGGAUCCACCUUCCAAACUGUGGCAAACAGGACACUAGCUGUGCUCGUGAACAUCAGUAAGGAGUUACUGUGUCGGCAGGAUUGUCUUCUUGUUCAAAAUUUCUCCAACAUGAAGGUACUGAAUCCCACUGCCUACACUUUGGUCUGAAAGUGCAAGUGUUACAUUGAACGUGGUCAUUUUAAAACACAAUUUUACUCCUUUUGCUAUUUUCUCAUGUUUUUGUUUGACCUGAAAAUAUCUUGUACAUAAAUAAAACAUUUUGAAAGUA